Molecule: messenger RNA, 712 nt
Organism: Cuscuta campestris
Lineage: Eukaryota; Viridiplantae; Streptophyta; Magnoliopsida; Solanales; Convolvulaceae
Source: the annotation of a GenBank genome assembly
ACAGCUGGGGUUUGGAGGCAUGCCUUUCAUGGUGCAAGAAUUGUUGACUUUCCGACGAUGGAAGACGGCGGACGAGAGGCGGAUAAGCGGGGGAAGCGCCGCCAGGCCCAACCCGACAAACCCUACAGAGGAAUUCGCAUGAGGAAGUGGGGGAAGUGGGUCGCCGAGAUUCGCGAGCCCAACAAGCGAUCCAGGAUUUGGCUCGGCUCCUACUCCUCCCCCGUCGCUGCCGCCCGGGCCUACGACACCGCCGUCUUCCAUCUCCGCGGCCCCUCCGCCCGCCUCAACUUCCCGGAGCUCCUAUCCGACGACGACCGCCUCCCCGACCUCUCCGCGGCUGACAUCCGGAAGAAGGCCACCGAGGUCGGAUCCAGAGUCGACGCGCUCCAGUCAUCCUUGGCUCUCUCUUCUCCGGACCCGAUCCGGACCCGUCCCGUCCCGGCGAAGCCCGACUUGAACGAGUACCCCACACCGGAGAAUUCCGACGAAGAGGACUCGACGUACGGCGGAGAUCAAUAGAUCAUUCAACUUCACGGCCACCGUUCGCCGAUUUGUACAACCCAAAGGGGAAUUACGUGUGCUCAUAUUUUUCUUUGUAUCAUUAAAAAAAAAUCAAAAGCAGUGGUUUAAUUUAUUUAAAACAUCAAAUUAUUGCUUGAAUUCAAUAAUAAAAAUACACAUAUACAAUCGUGUUGAACUACUGUUACAUUGG